Closterium sp. Naga37s-1 is the source of this 5142-nucleotide messenger RNA. The record is from the annotation of a GenBank genome assembly. Lineage: Eukaryota; Viridiplantae; Streptophyta; Zygnematophyceae; Desmidiales; Closteriaceae.
AUGUUCCCUGGUCAGUACUCGCAGAGGCAUUUCGAAGCAGCGGCGGCGUCGACAGCAGACGCGCCCGGCGUAACACUCGCAGGCGAGACAGAAAUAAUCGAGGCGAGUAGGCAAGGAAAUGAAAGGCUGGGAAGGACAGCCGGCGGGAAGGCCGAGCAAGGCGGUUGCAAGAGCAGCGAGAGUCUGAGCUUUGAGGGGAGGACGGCGGGUGGCGAAAACGAGGGAUGGGAGGCGCAGGAAACGGCAAAGGUAGCCGACGGAAUGGAAGAGCGAGAGGAAGACAGAGGUUCAGAGGGAGAGGAGGAGUCGGGGGAAGAAGGGGAGGAAGGGGAGUCGAGCGAGGAAGAGGAGGAGGAAGGGCCGGGUACCGAUCUGGUGUGCGAGGGAGGGGGGCAAGAGGACGGGAUGGAGGACGCGGAGGGCGGAGUCCGCGCGCAGUGCCGGUCGUUCGAAUCCAUGUCGUCAGCGGGCAGUCGCAGCCUGUGCCUGGGGCCGGGGGGAGCGGGCGAACCGGGGUCGCUCACGGAGUCGGAAGGGGGGAGCUUCGCUGAUGCGCGCUGGCACGUGGCGGCGCCAGGCAUGGGCGCGGGGGGGAUGGGCGUGGGGGGCAUGGGCAUGGGGGGCAUGGGCAUGGGAAUGGGGACCGGUUUGGGUGCGGGAAUGGGUUCAGGGAUGUGGAUUGGGGAAGCGCCAGGCAUGGGGCUAGCAGGAUAUGGGAGUACAGGGUAUGGUUACUCGCAUGGCCAAGCGCAGGUUUCGGGGUAUGGAUAUGGGUAUGCGCAUGGGUAUGGGUAUGGUUACGGCUAUGGGCAUGGGCAUGGGCAAGGACAUGGGCAUGGGCAUGGGCAGGGGAAGGGACGUGUGCAAGACGAGUGGCAUGGGUGCGAUCAAGGGAAUGCGCGAGGGGGAAUGGUAGAGGGUAUGGGAGGGCGUGGGGAGAAUGGUAACGAGGGAGGAGGAGGGGCGGGAGGAGGAGAGGAGCGAGGAGGAGAAGGGAGAGGAGGAGGGCAAGUAGUAGAAGCUGACUUUCGUGGUGCUGUCGGUUCUGUCAGUAUUGAAGCAGCUAGAGCAGCUGGAGCGUCGGUAUUAUCAGCAGCUGGCGCAGAAGCAGAAGAAGGGGGGGAGCACGCCGCAGUGGGAAGGGGUUUGGCAGGAGGGACGGUUGGGAGUGGUCAGAGUCGCGAGGCUGUGGUGCCCUCUGCUGCUAUGCGUGCUGCUGUAUUGCAACACGGGGGUCGGAAACAGGAGGAGGUGGAGCAGCAACAAGAGCAGCAGCAGCUAGAGCAGCAGAAGAAGCAACAAGAGCAGCAACAGAAGCAGCAGCAGCAGCAGCAGCAGCAGCAGCAGCAGCAGCAGCAGCAGCAGCAGCAGCAGCAGCAGCAGCAACAGCCAAAAGAGCUGCAGCAGCAGCAACAGCAGCGGCAACAACAGCAGCAACAACAACAGCAGGAGCAUCAACAACAGAAGCAGAAGAAACAGCAGCAGGAGGAAACCAAGCAGGAGAGCGGGACUGGGGAGAGCACUGCAUGCGCAGGCGAGGUAUCCACUGCUAGAGAUAGUUCCAGAAAGCAACCUCAUGGAAAGGUGGAGCCACGGGUCACAAGCGAGUUAGCGAGGCAGUUCCUAACGGAAUUUGCAAAGGAAAAGGCGAGUGGGAGAGACGGCGAGGAGGGGAGGAGGGCGAAGGGGGGAGCGGAGAGGAUUGAUGAGAGGAAGUUGUCAGAAGGGAAAGAGGAGGAGCAAGGGAAAGGGGGGCCUGUAACAGCUAGAAGGAUCCGUAGCUGUGACGAGUCGUAUUAUAAGGUGGGUACAGGUGGGGAGGUUGGCUUGAAGGGAAGUGGAGAGAGCAAGGAAAGAGGAGGAUCGGGGACGAGAGCAGGGAGUGCAGAGAGAGCGAGGGAAGAGGGGAGGGAGAAUAAGGAUAAGAAGGGGGGAGAAUUUGUGAGGAGGGGAGCGGAUGGGCGGGAUGGUGGGGCGAGGGAAGAGCGAAGGGAUGACAAGGAGAGGAGAGGAUGCGAGGGGGAAAGAGGGUUAAGGAACAAAAAUCCUGGUUUUGAGAGAAGGGAAGGGAAGGAGAGGAGCGAGGAGGGGGAGGAGGAGGGAGGGAAAGGGAGGAGAGAGAGGAGGUACAGCAGUGCAGGGAAGGUGAUGCAAAGAGUGAGAGGGAGCAGAGAAAGCAAGGACUGGAGGGAUGGGGCGGAGGGGGAGGCGAGGCGACGGAGGGGGCACCACGCACGACACGCUAGCGCCAACAAUGCUACCUCUGGUGCUGCUGCCCAUGUGCCCACUGGCCUAUGGGUUAGCUCCAGUGGUGUUCCCACUCCUGCUGUUUUUGCAGCAACGGUUCCAUUGUUUAUGGCUGCGCCUCCUGCAUGCAUUGCUGUGCCAAUGCCAAUAGCACCUAGCGCGGCAGCAGCUGCUGCUGCUACAGCAGGGUUGGUGGUCUCGCAACCCUUUCCACCUCGUUCUGCUAGCACCAUCGGACCUCCCCCUGUGUACGAUGAUGGCAGCAGCAGCGACGGCAGCAGCAGGAGCAAUGGUGGGGCGCAAGGAGGGGGAGAAUCAGUAGCAGGGGUGAGGCGCCUGCUGCUACCUGCUCCUCCCGAUCCUGUCUCAUCCAACGCAUAUGCUCCCUCGGACAACCCCAAACCGGCCUGUAAUUCACCCACGGCUGCAGCCCAUGCUCUCGUUUCAGCAGCUCCCAGCAUGCCUGUUGCACAAGCAUCUACACAUGGCCCAUAUGGUCCGUCACACAUGGACGUGCCUCUUCCUUAUGAUUCCGGUGCGUUUCACAUCACCACCACAACCAUCACAAGCACCAGCACCAUCACCAUCACCUCUCCUACUUCCCCCACCGCCCCUCUUCCUUCCUACUUCUCCCCACCCGACCCUCUCCCUUCCUUUGAACGCUCGGGUCCCGACCAAAACCCUGUUCUCCCCAUCCUUCCUCCCACCUCUCCUCCUCUCCCGGCCCACCCCCUACCGUACCGCCACCAACCGUUCCCCACCGCGUCACCUCACCACGCAUCUGCUCCCCCUCUCUCCCCCCCAGCAUCUGAACCCCCUUCUGGGUUUGAUCCUAGACUGCCCGUACCUUAUGAGGGACAAGUGCGUGGUUCAUCAGAGGGGGGAGACGGCAUGCCAGGAGCAAUGGCGCAUAGGGAAAACCUGGGACCCGUGUUUAUUCAUCAGCAUGAGUGGGAAGAGGGCAGGAGUCGCGAGGGCAGUGGGGGAGGCGGAGGUGCAAGGCAUGAGCAUGCGGGUUUGGAUGCAGGGGACGAAGAAGGAGGAGGAGAGGUUGAAGGGUUGUCAUUCAAGGUGGGUGUGGCUGAACUGGGUAGGAUAGGAGACGGUUGGAGAGAUGUGGAAGGAGGGGGGGUGGGGCUGGAAAGAGAUGUUCCAUGCAGGCAGAUUGUGCUGGAAUUGGGAACAAGAGGAGCCCGUGUUGGAAAUGCGAUGGGAGUGGAUACAGGUGAACCAGCAAGCACAGGCAUGCAGCAGCAGUUGGCAAUGGGCGUCAUGGUAUCAGGAGCAGUGGGAGCAGCGGGAGAAGUGGCUGGAGUGGGAGCAGGGGAAGCAGGGGGAGCAGGGGGAGCAGGGGGGGCUGGGGGAGCAGAGGGAUCAGGGGGAGCAGGGGGAGCAGGGGGAGCAGGGGGGGCUGGGGGGCCCACAGCUGUAGCAACCACCACUGCCGCUGCUGCCGCCGCUGCUGCAGCUGCAGCAGUGGAGGGAUCUCUAAGGGAAAGAGCAGGGGCAGCAAUGGACCCUGUCGAACUCCUCAAAAGCGAGAUGAUCAAGGGAGACCCAGUGGGAAUCCUCGCUGCUGCGGAGGUUAUUCGGCACUUAGCUAAGCGCAGCGCUCGGUGGCGCGAGCACAUCACAGUGGCGGGUGGAAUCCCGCCGCUGCUCGCUUUGCUAAAAGCAGCACAGCACCCGGUGUUAGUGGAAAGUGCAGCAGCUGCAGUGAGGAAUCUGGCAAUUGAGGACGUGAGCCGGAAGCUUCUACAAGCGGUAGGGGCGGUGGGGCCGGUUAUAGCUGCUCUUGUAGAGGCAGGAGGAGGGGAGAUUAAGGAGGAUACAGGCAGUGGUGGUGCUGCUGGGAGCAGCAGUGGUGGAGCUGGCAUCAUGCGAGAUUUAAAGCCCCAGAUGGAGAGUGUUGCUGAGAAUCUCUCAUCUGCUGAACCUGCUGGUGCUGCUGCUGACUAUGGUGAAGAUGGAGAGGGAAGAGCAGCGGGACUUACAGCCCAUGCCGCAACACCCAGUGCCACCGGUGCUAGAUCUCCUGCUCCUGAUCCUGAUCCUGCUGCUGCUCCCCGAGGUGUGGGCUCCCCUGGAAGCACCAGUCAUCGUCGCUUGGCCAGCGCAAUACAAGGCUCCCUUGGUGUUCUCGCCAGUGGCAGCGGCAGCAGCAGCAGCUACGGCAGCGGGAAUGAGACAAACUUUGCCAUCCAGGAGCACGCAGCUGCCAUUCUCUUCAGCCUUGCCAAGAGCGACGACAUGAAGAAGGAGAUCGGGCGCCUGGGAGCCAUCCCCCCUCUCGUGCGCCUCUUCUCCUCCUCCUGCCCCACACUCCCCCUCAACUCCCCUUCCUUCUCCUUCCACGUCGCCCCGACCCCUCCGCACCCCCUUCCACUGCACAGCAUCUCUCUCCGCGUGCUCUACUAUCUCUCAGUGUACCGGCCGAACAAAGCCCUGAUUGUGGCAGCGGGUGCUGUGUCGUGCCUGCUAUCGGUGGUGCGGGAGCAAGACUCCAAGUCCAUGCUUGCAGAUGAUUGUGUGCUGCUGCUCACAUCCCUGGCUGCGGUGCGGGAAGGGCAAGAGGCGAUUGUGGAGAGUGGCGGGAUUGCUGUGCUUGGGAGGGUGCUGGAGGAUGGGACGAUGCUGGGGAGGGAGAAUGCGGGUGCGGCGCUGCUGCUGCUGGCACGUGCGGAAGGGGAGUGGCUGAAGGGUAUAGUGGCGGAAGCGGUGCUACCGUCUCUGCUGGAGAUUGUAAAUGGUGUGGGGGAGAGCAACCGAGCACGGUCUAAGGCCCGGGAGCUGCUGAAUCUCAUAAGAGGAGCCCAGCGGCGGCCGGUCACAGUCUUGGAUAAGGUAAAACAGGAACUGAAAAGCAAGCCUUACUACAUGGGGCAAAUAGACUAG